Molecule: messenger RNA, 1390 nt
Organism: Meira miltonrushii
Lineage: Eukaryota; Fungi; Basidiomycota; Exobasidiomycetes; Exobasidiales; Brachybasidiaceae
Product: putative potassium channel beta subunit protein
Exons: 2
Coding region: 148-1191 (347 amino acids)
Source: RefSeq, a predicted model, not a curated record
CAAGGGUCAUUCUAUGCCGAAUGAAAUCGUUCCGCAUGACCCGGUGGGGAAAUAAGCCUAGAAGGUUGUUACAGUAAGGAAAGUGUGUGCGCGUCCCUCUCUCUCUUCUUUAUCCUCAUCAUCAUCAGCCCUGAAACAUAUACAAAAAUGUCACGUCCCGAAUAUGAUCCGAAAAAUAUGCGAUUCCGCCGUUAUGGUAAUUCAGGAUUGAGAAUGUCUUUAUUUUCACUUGGUGGUUGGUUAACGUAUGGCGGCUCAGUAGAAGAUAAUGCAACGAAAGAGAUCAUGAAGCUAGCUUUCGAGAAUGGAAUCAACACGUUCGAUACUGCCGAAGUCUAUAGCUCUGGAAAAUGUGAAACUUCAAUGGGAAAAGCAAUCAAAGAAUUGGGUUGGCGUCGUAGUGAUGUCGUGAUGGUGACAAAGAUCUUCUUUGGCACGGGUGGAAAAGAGCCUAACGCACGUGGUCUGAGUCGUAAACACAUCAUCGAAGGGGCUAAUGCAAGCCUUGAACGUGCUCAAUUAGAAUAUUGGGAUGUCAUAAUGGCCCACCGCUGCGAUAUUAGCACGCCAAUGGUUGAAAUCGUUAAAGCAUUCAAUCAUCUUAUCCAAACAGGAAAGUGCUUCUACUGGGGUAUAUCUUGCUGGACUGCUCAACAAAUUCAAGAGGCAUACGGGAUUGCUGAACGAUUAGGCUUAGAGCCACCUCUUGCCGAUCAACAACAUUAUUCUGCAUUAUACCGCGAACCUGUUGAGAAGGAGUACAUGCCUUUAUACUCAAGGUACAAGCUUGGCAUUAUGGCAUGGUCACCUUUGGAAGGCGGACUUCUUACUGGAAAAUACAACGGAGGUAUCCCUCAAGGCUCUCGUUUAGACGUUCUAAAAGACUCGUUCAAGCAAACUCUUGAGAAAUUGCAAUCACCUGAAGGAAAAAGUCAAAUUGAAAAAGUGCAAAAAUUAACGAAAAUUGCCGAUUCUUUAUCUUGUUCAACAACAGUCUUGAGUUUAGCAUGGGCUGCCAAGAAUGAAAAUGUUACUACAGUCAUCCUUGGAGCUACAAAAACGGAACAAUUAUUAGAGAAUUUGAAAGCACUUGAUGUGAUUGACAAAUUAACUCCUGAUAUCCUACAUCAAAUCGAAGAAGUUCUAGCUAACAAACCAGAACCAUUACCAAAUUAUGGACGUGAGAUGUAAAGAGUCAAAUAAAAUAUGAUAGCAAUGACUACUUUCUAUUUCUUUAAGGAUUUGUCUAAAUUGGAUAAACUCUUUUUCUACUUAGAAGAAUUUAGAUAAAACACUUACUUCUAUUAUCGUAACCCUAACUAGCAAAUAAGGGUCUAGCUACCUUUCAUAUUAGUGAUAUUAACCUCAAAUUCCCCCUUAUCGGAUUAGG